AAAUUUUAUCUAUUUUCUAUUUACACUAUUCGAGUUGUGUUUUUGAAUUAAAAAAAAAUGCAUUUAAAUUAUUUCUUGAGUUUCACUAAUUCCAAAAAUAACAUUCUUAACCUCACGACAUUAACUUGCUUCCGGUUAAUCCUGUUCGACGAGUAUAAAACCUGAAUAAUGUCAGUCCACAAAAUGUUGACCAAAAAAUAUGUACCCGAAUAUAUGUACAUACAACGAAAAAGUUGAACUUAUUAAUAACUUUUAGCUGAGCCUUUCCUAAGUGGAUUCAUGAAAUGGGGUGUUUUAGCAGUAAAGAUCGUUUAACGAAAGAAGACAUGGAUUUUUUAAAAUCACACACUCGCUACGAUGAAGCUACAAUUAAAGAAUGGUAUAAAGGAUUUAAGCAAGACUGCCCAAAUGGUCGACUAACACCUGCUAAAUUUGUCGAUAUGUAUAAAAUGUUUUUCCCAUCGGGAAAUGCAGAAGAAUUUUGUGAUCAUGUUUUCCGAACGUUUGAUAUGGACAAAAAUGGUUACAUAGACUUUAAAGAAUUCCUUUUGGCAAUCGAUGUUACUUCUAGUGGAACACCUGAAGAAAAAUUGAAGUGGGCAUUCCGAAUGUAUGAUGUAGACGGCAACGGUGUUAUUGAUAUUCAAGAGAUGACUAAAAUUGUACAGGCAAUAUACGAUAUGUUAGGAGCUUGUUCUUCAAACCGUCCGGCGGACUCAGCUGAAGAAAGAGCAAAAAAUAUAUUUGCUAAAAUGGACGAAAACAAUGAUGGCCAAUUAACUCAAGAAGAAUUCUUAAAAGGAUGUUUGCAAGAUGAAGAACUAUCAAAAAUGCUGGCACCAUAAAACUAUUCUACAAUAGUAAUAAUAAUUAAUAAGUCACAAAAAUGCACAAAUGCGAAUCUUAUCAUAUCAAUGUUUGUGCGUAUAUUAUUACAUAGCUAUCAACUUAAAUAUUUUUAAUACAUUUUGUAAUGUAUCAUGUUUUUAUACUAUCUUUAUAUUCGAUUUAAUUGGGAUACAAGUUUAAACAAAAACAAAAAACAAAAAAAAAAAACAACUCUUUGAACAAACAUCAUUUCAGGUAUAAUAUAUUUGAAUUUGAAUAGAAGAACGUAUUCACCAAAUUAUGUAGAAUUUUAAAUUUCAAAUGUAUCAAACCUUGCACAUCUUAUUAAAUUUAUUUAUUUAAGACUAAGCAUAAGUACAAGUUUCAACCAAAUCCCAACUAGUAUUACGCUUAUUUUCCAGACUUAGGAACUGCACGAGAGGACAAAUCACAUGAAGUUAAAAAGAUUUUGUACAAUGGCGAAGGAUAUACAAACAAAUAUAAUAAGAUAUCUCGACUAUUACCAAUGUACAAUAGACGUAUAAAAAGAAAAGAAAACAGAACUAAAAUAACCAAAGUGGUACACACGAUUCGAUUCAACAGGUACUCGAAAAUACACUAUUGCAAACAUUACAAUAAAAUACAAACAUAAAAGUAAGGAGAAAAAACUUUGUUUAAACAUUGACAAUAUCUUACGCCUGUUGCAUCGAAUCUUGUUAGGAAAAGGAAAAUCCUGAAUCCGAGGCGGACAAGUUGUAAAUUCACCACGGAUUUAUGGUUGUAAUUUCUUUAAUUUUUAACAAUUAUAAUUGUGAAAAUGAAAAAUAAUUAUUAAAAAUUGAAUGGAAAAGUGCUUCCCCAUGCAGAA
Messenger RNA from Eupeodes corollae, 1696 nucleotides. Its product is annotated as neuronal calcium sensor 2. Lineage: Eukaryota; Metazoa; Arthropoda; Insecta; Diptera; Syrphidae. Gene Ontology annotation, molecular function: calcium ion binding. The record is from RefSeq and is a predicted model, not a curated record. Bases 285 to 845 code for a protein of 186 amino acids. The transcript has 5 exons.